CCAGCAGCCAAAAGACGCAGCGAGAAAUAUUUCCUUUCCUCUCCCACCUGGACAGGACGACGCUGCAUUUACAGGCGCCGGCCUCGCUGUUCGGACGGUGGAGACCAGAACACAACUGACAACCCACCCACGACCCACCCAACCACCCUCCAAGGAGACAGAGCAGCAGUAGCAUGAGCGGCGGCGAGGAGGCGUUGAGCAAGGAGUACGUCAUCGGCGACGAGAUCGGCCGCGGCCGCUUCGGCACCGUCCGCCGCUGCUACUCCGCCGCCACGGGCGAGGCCUUCGCCGUCAAGUCCACGCCCAAGACGCCGCUGCGGGAAGCGGACCCGCUCGACCUCGCGCUCGCAGAGCAGGAGCCCAAGGUCCACCUCCUCGCGUCCGCCCCGCCGGCCAGCCGCCACGUCGUCUCGCUCCGCGCCACCUUCGAGGACGCCGACGCCGUCCACCUCGUGCUCGACCUCUGCGCGGGUGGGGACCUCUUCUCCCUCAUCUCCGCCCGCGGCCCGCUCCCGGAGCCUGAGGCGGCCGACCUCGUGGCCCAGCUUGCCGAUGCGCUCGCCGGGUGCCACCGCCGCGGGAUCGCGCACCGCGACGUCAAGCCGGACAACGUCUUCUUCGACGCCACCGGCGUGCUCAAGCUCGGCGACUUUGGGUCCGCAGAGUGGUUCGGGGACGGCCGGCCGAUGACGGGGCUGGUCGGGACGCCGUACUACGUGGCGCCGGAGGUGGUUGCCGGGAGGGAGUACAGCGAGAAGGUGGACGUGUGGAGCGCCGGGGUGGUGCUCUACAUGAUGCUGUCCGGGACGGUGCCCUUCUACGGCGCCACCGCGGGGGAGAUCUUCGAGUCCGUGCUCCACGGCAACCUGCGGUUCCCGCCGCGCACCUUCGCGUCCGUCUCGCCGGAGGCCAAGGACCUCAUGCGCCGCAUGCUCUGCAAGGACGUCUCCAGAAGGUUCUCCGCCGAGCAAGUCCUAAGGCAUCCUUGGAUGGUGACCCGCGGGGGAAGUGCGGCGGUGAGCUGAUUCAGAUGCUCCUCCACUCAAUCUGCUGUAGGUAGAGGCGUUCUUCUGAUAGGAGUAGAUCGAGGACUCCUCUUGCAGUUAAUUUUUGCUUUGUUUCUGGCAAUCGUCAAUGAACAGUAGUGUCGUAGUUUGUAGUAGCAGCAGCAGUAAUCUCGUGAAGCAGGAAUUUGGGGGCUUGCUGAGUUUGUUGGUCUUGUCUGUUCUUUGUAACUCAUGUACAGUCUUCUUCUGGCUGAAGAAGAUAGGACUAGACUUGUUCAAAAGAAAAAUCGGAAUGUUCAUGUACAGUUCAUUUC
Molecule: messenger RNA, 1321 nt
Organism: Phragmites australis (common reed)
Lineage: Eukaryota; Viridiplantae; Streptophyta; Magnoliopsida; Poales; Poaceae
Product: phosphoenolpyruvate carboxylase kinase 2-like
Exons: 2
Coding region: 174-1025 (283 amino acids)
Biological process (GO): protein autophosphorylation; intracellular signal transduction; peptidyl-serine phosphorylation
Cellular component (GO): nucleus; cytoplasm
Molecular function (GO): ATP binding; calcium-dependent protein serine/threonine kinase activity; calmodulin binding
Source: RefSeq, a predicted model, not a curated record